AUGAAUAAAAAUACAUUCAUUACUUUGGGGCUAUGGAGAUAUAAAUCUAUCUUUCUACUUACUAUCUUGAUAAGCUUCUCAAAAAGGAUUCAAUGCUAUAUAAAUAAGAGAAGUAGAUCUCAAAAAGAACUUUUGCCGCAGGUUGGAAAGUAUGAUGAAGUUGGGUUAAACAGCUUAAAUGUUAUGGAAAAGGGACCAUUAUUAUUUAAUAUAUCAAGUAUAUCUGAUACUAAAGAAUACAAAUCUGUGUUAUUUUCUGAAGAGGACUUAGUCAGUAAAUUGAAAAAUAUAAUAAAGUUCCAAAAACUUAAAGAUGAGGAAUUUUCAGAUUUAAUGGUACUAAUGAGAUCUUCCACAGUAAAUAAACAGCAAGGAAAUGUGGUAUUAGAAAAAAGUGAUGCUUCAGGAAGCUAUAAUAGUGUCUGUAAGCUCUCACCGAUGGAAUACCAAAAGUUGUCCAGAUAUUCCAAACUUCAGACUACAAUGGGAACUAGAUUGCAUCGCCAAUAUAAAACCUUUGUACCUAGAAGUCCAGAAAAAACGAUUAGAAAAGUUAACAAGCUAGAAACUAAAGGGGAUACUGCAUAUAAAACUACUGUGAAAACUCUUCAAGAUGUUAUUUAUGAGUCCAUGAAUGAAGCACGAGCCUCAAGCCUUCUAACAGAUAGAAAACUACAUGAAGCUCAAGCUGAAAGUAUAAAAGCAAGAACUGAAGGAGGAUAUGAAUCUUUGAAAGAAGAUAUAAGAGCUGCCAAAGUUAUAGCAAGAAGAAAGCUUGUGGAGUCUGGAGAAUUAGAUCUGGUAGACGAGAUUUUAAACAGUAUACAAUUAGAAAGAGAUCAUCAUGAUAAGAAUAAAGAGUUUGGAAUACAAAAAAGUAACCAGAUAGAUUUGUUAGUUCCUAUUCCACCAAAUUAUACUGAAGACUUAUCUUUAGUUGAGAAAGAUAGUGAAGAAAUUGAUACUAAACCAAUUAAAGAUAUCAACUCAGUACUUGAAGUUCAGGUCCCAGAUCUUCCUGAAGAAGUCACCUCUAUAGAGAGUAAUUCAAAAAUGCUACUCAAAAGGAAAGGGAUGCUACCACCUGGUGCUAGUAGAGAGCUGGAAGAAUUCAAAAAAAGAGGUAUAAGAGGCCAUAUGAUUGGUACUAAUCUGGAUUCAAAAGCAUCAGGUAAACUUAAUCCUAGGGAUCAUAUCUGGAAAGGAACUUCCAGUAAAUUAGAUAGUAAUUUUGUUAAACCCGAAGGAUUUUUACCCCCAUCAGCUAAGCAGCAUGUUUCCAGUAAGGAUGUACAACUGAAUACCCAUGCAUCACAUUCUAUACUAACUCCUAAGAUAGUAACACCGAAACAGCCUUUAGGUAAUGAUUUAUUGGACGAAUUUGAGCAAUAUCUACAAUCAAAGCCAAUAUAUAACGUAAAAGAUCUAUCCGAAGCACCAAAACAAUUGUCAAAUUAG
This is a messenger RNA of Cryptosporidium muris RN66, 1458 nucleotides long. RefSeq lists its product as uncharacterized. Bases 1 to 1458 code for a protein of 485 amino acids. NCBI's taxonomy places the organism in Eukaryota, Apicomplexa, Conoidasida, Eucoccidiorida, Cryptosporidiidae. The transcript has a single exon. The record is from RefSeq and is a predicted model, not a curated record.